Messenger RNA from Hippopotamus amphibius kiboko, 1517 nucleotides. RefSeq names its product ADP ribosylation factor like GTPase 4A (gene ARL4A). The coding region runs from base 595 to 1197 and encodes 200 amino acids. Gene Ontology annotation, molecular function: GTPase activity; GTP binding. NCBI's taxonomy places the organism in Eukaryota, Metazoa, Chordata, Mammalia, Artiodactyla, Hippopotamidae. The transcript is spliced from 2 exons. The record is from RefSeq and is a predicted model, not a curated record. Gene Ontology annotation, biological process: intracellular protein transport; vesicle-mediated transport. Gene Ontology annotation, cellular component: cytoplasm.
GGUUAACGCGCCGGCGGUGACCGCGGGCCCCGGAUGUGAGAACCUUGCCGCGGCGUCCGUGGGCUACGCUGCAGGUGCGCCCGGGCGGGCGGAGCGAACCGGCUGGCAGGGACCUGACCGACCGGGCGAGGCACCACCCUGUCCCCUGCAGGGGUCGCUCCCCUCCCUCCGCUGGCGCCCUCUUUUCUAACUUGUGGGCAACAGGUGGUGCUUGUGGACCGAGGGAGAGCCUAGCUCCGCCCUGCUGGGAGUGGCAGUUACUCUCACCAAUUAGAGCGCGGGGGCGGGUGUGGCAUGGACGCCCUGCCUCAGGUGACCAAUGGGAUUUGGGCUCAGGGGUGAGCCGUGUGGAGUGGGCGUGGUCGAAGUCUGGAGCCACAGUUUCUAGUGCAGCAACCGCCAGAGCUGCGUGAAGAGCUAAGCCGAGCGGCGGUGGGGUGCUUCGCCCCCGCGUAGAAAAGCCUAUCAAUGCUUUCUCAUUUGGACCCAGGCUCCAAUUCGGGAGCAGUCUGGUAGCUGGAUCCCCUAGGAAGAGAAGUUCUCAAGCAGUAAGAAGAAAACAUUUCAAUUUGGGACACUUCUUUGCAGCUGGAAAUGGGGAAUGGACUGUCAGACCAGACUUCUAUCCUGUCCAGCCUGCCUUCAUUUCAGUCCUUCCACAUUGUCAUUCUGGGUUUGGACUGUGCUGGAAAGACAACUGUGUUAUACAGGUUGCAGUUCAAUGAAUUUGUGAAUACCGUACCUACCAAAGGAUUUAACACGGAAAAAAUUAAGGUAACCUUGGGAAAUUCUAAAACAGUCACUUUUCACUUCUGGGAUGUAGGUGGUCAGGAGAAAUUAAGGCCACUGUGGAAGUCCUAUACCAGAUGCACAGAUGGCAUUGUGUUUGUUGUGGACUCUGUUGAUGUUGAAAGGAUGGAAGAAGCCAAAACUGAACUUCAUAAAAUAACUAGAAUAUCAGAAAAUCAGGGAGUCCCUGUGCUUAUAGUUGCUAACAAACAAGACCUGAGGAACUCACUGUCUCUCUCAGAAAUUGAGAAAUUGUUAGCAAUGGGUGAACUGAGCUCAUCAACUCCCUGGCAUUUGCAGCCCACCUGUGCAAUCAUAGGUGAUGGACUAAAGGAAGGACUUGAGAAGCUACAUGAUAUGAUAAUUAAAAGAAGAAAAAUGUUGCGGCAACAGAAAAAGAAAAGAUGAAUGGUGAUACCUUUUCUGUCUGUGUGGUGUAGGUUUUCUCUGGUCUGAUUUUGACACAUGGAAGAAUGCAGCCUGGUUUGCCUGCCUGUCCUCCUGGAUGCUGUUAAAGCUUUGUUUUGUUGAACAAUCAGAUGUCCAACUCUAUUGCCUUGUGGAAGAUGAGAAAAUGCAGUGCUUCUUAAGAUGGUCUCUUCUCCCUACCCCACAAAUCUUUUGGUACUACCAUUUUGGGAAGCCAAGGAAGGAUAGAAAACUGACCAGAAAACAGUUGUGGAAAUUUGACCUGAAGUUAGUGAAAUAAAACUUUGAAGAGUGUCUGC